Messenger RNA from Dichomitus squalens LYAD-421 SS1, 1231 nucleotides. RefSeq lists its product as uncharacterized. The coding region runs from base 76 to 1221 and encodes 381 amino acids. Gene Ontology annotation, molecular function: protein binding. The transcript is spliced from 3 exons. The record is from RefSeq and is a predicted model, not a curated record. NCBI's taxonomy places the organism in Eukaryota, Fungi, Basidiomycota, Agaricomycetes, Polyporales, Polyporaceae.
CCUUUUCACCCAAUCCCUCAUAUCUCUGGGCAAUUACUUCUGCUUCAUGUAUUCCUAGUCGCUGCUGGGUCACUUAUGACAUCUGAAUCUCUGGAGGCACAGCUCACAGAAGGUCUACUCACGAAACAUCCCGAGUUCUGGUUCUCCGACGGCUCCCUCAUCCUCCGCGCUCAUUCAGUUCUCUUCCGUGUACACAUAUCUCAACUCUCUCGCAAAUCUGCGUUCUUUCGCGACUUGUUCUCUCUAGCACAGCCCGAGUGCACCGCCGGGUCCAACGCGCAAUAUUUGGAGGGUUGUCCAGUCUUAGAUAUGUACGACUUUCCGGAGGAUGUGGCGAACCUCGUGAAGGUCAUAUAUGACGGUCCGAACUUUGGCAGCCACGAUCGUCGCGACUUCGUGACGCUAUCUAGUAUCCUGCGUCUGUCUAGCAAAUACCUCAUCGAGGAGACCACUCGCGAGAAGGCCCUCGCCCAUAUACGUACGGCAUGGCCUUCAACCUUGAAGGGUUGGGAUCUGCGAGAGGACCUCGCCCGCCUGCAUGAAGCGGAAACCGGACAGCCACGCGGCAGCCGAUAUCCACACCCAAUCGCCGUAAUCAAUCUCGCACGCGAGAUAGACGCGGACGAGCUCCUCCCAGCCGCGUUCUACGAGCUCUCGCGAUACAGCUUCGCCCAGAUCUUCGAGCCCGCCCCCGGAGACCCCCUCGAGCCUCCCACACCUCCCGAGCCCUCCCUCUCGUAUACCCUCGCUCCCGCCGACCUUCAGCGCCUCACGCUCGGCAAGGAAGCCGCACAACACGCCGUCACCGCACUCAUCCAGGACAUGGAAUACGCCUCGUCAGAGCACACGUCUCACCGCCGCUCACGGUCUUCCGGACAGCACGCCGUUGCUACGGGGAUACUUGGGACCCCACAGGGGGGAGGCGGCGCGGCUGGGAUAAGCAGGGAAGUCGCCCGCUCCCCGCGCCGCGCCGUGUGCGUCACCCCGGCAGCGUGCCGGGCUGACUUGGGCGAGCUGGUCGAGCUCGCUACGCAGCACUACUUGUUCGAUCGCGAACGCGGGUGUGCGGACCCGUUGUAUGUCGCUGAGGAGCUGGGGCAGCUGAAGAGUGCUGAGUUUGCGGACUGUGUAGCGUGCGCGCAUGCGCUGGAGGCGUGGGCUGCUAGAGAGCGGGAGAGAUUGUGGCGGGCUAUACCCGAGUGGUUCCGAUUGCGGAGAUGAAUGCAUUUCG